Dendrobium catenatum is the source of this 1741-nucleotide messenger RNA. RefSeq lists its product as uncharacterized. The record is from RefSeq and is a predicted model, not a curated record. Lineage: Eukaryota; Viridiplantae; Streptophyta; Magnoliopsida; Asparagales; Orchidaceae. Bases 138 to 1286 code for a protein of 382 amino acids. The transcript is spliced from 2 exons.
GACCUCUGCACGGUGUUCCCGUUCGCCGGUAUCUGUGGAGUAGAUAUCUCCCCUGGCAUUUAGCCAUUUAGCAAGGUGGACUGUUUGCAGACCGCCAAUACCUCUCCGCUCACCCUCUCUCCUCUCCCAAAACCCCAAUGGAGAGGCUUAUCUCCUCUCCCAGCUCCCUUUCUUCCGGAGCUUCAAUAUCAAAGCAUCGCUCUCUUGUUCCCGGCUCCUCUUCUUCCGCCCACCUCGCCGGCAUCUCGGCGGCUAGAUCCGGUCAGUUAUUUCUCCGCAGAUCAGGAUUCAAGCCGGUGGGUGCGGUCUUGUCUAAUUAUGAUGAACCGCAUCGCCCCCGCGUAUUUCGUUCUUUGUCCUGUAUUGGGAAUUACGCGGUUCCGGUUUUGGAAGGGAAGGUUGAGCAGAACUCGCUAGAUGCUCAGUCUGAAACAGGAAGAGAUUUGACGGGCGUGUUUCUUCGAAAGGUUGCUUCCACUGCUUUUUCCGUCUUACUUUCUGUGGUCACCGUGACCGUAAUACAGACAAUUUUGGCCCGGCCAGUUUAUGCAACAGUGCAAGCAGCCGCCCAAACUGGUAGUAAACUUUUUAGAACUGAGUUUCUUGGUAGCGCCUGGACAGGAUUUUUUGCAGGUUGCCUUCACACAUUAUCAGGCCCUGAUCAUUUGGCUGCCCUUGCUCCAUUAUCAAUUGGACGAACAAGAAUAGAGAGUGCUAUUGUCGGUGCCCUCUGGGGCUGCGGCCAUGACGCCGGGCAAGUGAUAUUUGGAUUGCUUUUCUUACUUCUUAAAGAUCGUUUACGCAUAGAGGUCAUUCGGACAUGGGGGACAAGAGUUGUUGGUAUAACCUUGCUCAUCAUAGGUGCAAUGGGAAUCAAAGAAGCUUCUGAGGUGGCAACUCCUUGUGUUGCUCAUGAAAAUGGGGACUGUGAUGUUAGCAUAGUUGAGACCUUAGAGUCUACUUCCAGUGCUAGGAAGAAGAAGAUGGGUUUUGCAACUUUUGCUACAGGCAUUGUGCAUGGCUUGCAACCAGAUGCUCUUAUGAUGAUUUUGCCAGCACUUGCUCUUCCUUCGCGGUUAGCCGGUGCGGCAUUUCUCGGUAUGUUUCUGGUUGGGACUGUUUUUGCUAUGGGUACCUACACAGUUUUUAUUGGUUCGUGUAGUCAAGCCUUGAAAGGAAGGGUUCCUAGGAUAACAGAGAAACUAACAUGGGCUGCUUCUCUUUUGGCAAUAUUUAUGGGACUUGCCAUUCUCAUAAGCCAGUUAUUUGGUUUUAGCCUGUAUUGAUUGUCUGUUUCUUCUGUUAGCAAUUUAUUACCAUCCUUUCAGAGUUACACAUUAGGAUUACUCCAUUAGAGAUCUAUGCGCAAGAAAUUUCUUUCAGGGAUCUCUUUCAAGCUGCAUUUGUAGUUUUCCAUUACCUUUUAGCAUUCAAGUACUGGAAGAAUCAUAUUCAAGCAAUAUGUUCUGGGCAAGUCAACCAGCUCUCAAAAGUUUUUAGUAGGUGAAGUUUAGUCCUCUCUGCUGAUUUACAGGCUUUUUGUUCUUUUUUUCAUGAUUUGGAAUAUUGAGCAAGUAAUUCCAGAACGGCUUCUUUUCAUAUUUGUUUUUGAUUUGAUAGAACCAGCUUUGAAUAAACCAUAAUUUAUAUGUUGAGUACUUUGCUCAGGGAUAAAUUUUUUUGUUAUUUAAAUCUGUACUGGACUGUUCAUGAAAAUGAUAUUUGUGGUUCCUUCACUGAA